AUGCUAGAUAGAAGUAUUUCUACGUACUUUAGCUAUUACCUAUAUAUAAAGAAGAUAUACUUAAUAGUAGAGGCAGAUCUAGAUAGGCCUAGAGAGAGUAUAGAGAGCUGCUUAGACUACUCUUACUUCUUUAUAAAAACUAAUAUAGAUAAUAUAGAGGCAAAGACAAAGGUAAUAAAGCUUUUAAAGUUACUAGGGAAGAAGUGUAAAAGGUAUUAUUACCUAGAGUUAGAGGUUAAGGUAGAUCUACAACUAGCGUUAAGAAGAUAUAGUAUAGCUAAGACUUUAGUAAUUAAGCUUCUCUAUAUUAAGAAUCUAGAAGAGAAGGCCUUAACGUCUACUAUUCUACUAGUAUCUAGGCUAGCUAGUAAUUACUUCUUAAAAAGCUAUCUAGUAAAUACUAAUAAGAAGAAUCUAGCUAGAGUAGCUAUAGCGUCUAUACUCCUAUAUAGGGCUAAAAAGAAGGAUUUCUACGCUGUCUACUAA
This is a messenger RNA of Dothidotthia symphoricarpi CBS 119687, 486 nucleotides long. RefSeq lists its product as uncharacterized. The transcript is spliced from 21 exons. The coding region runs from base 1 to 486 and encodes 161 amino acids. The record is from RefSeq and is a predicted model, not a curated record. NCBI's taxonomy places the organism in Eukaryota, Fungi, Ascomycota, Dothideomycetes, Pleosporales, Dothidotthiaceae.